GGUGCGGUGCGCAUGCGCACGCGCGGGUCAGGGUUGACAGCAGUGCACACAGUCGUGGAAGGAGUGCGGCGGCUAAGCUAACUGCAACCAUCGUAACUAGCUACAUGUGGAGGGUAAAACGGGAGGUAACCCCGACCCUAACUCUUUCAAAAUCCCCCCUUUUGGCCCAAACCAACUCUACACUUCAACCCAGUCGAAACUAAGGAAUAACAGUGGUUUACAAUGAAAGGUAGCCGGAUCGAGCUUGGGGAUGUUACGCCCCACAACAUUAAGCAGCUGAAACGCCUGAACCAGGUCAUCUUCCCUGUCAGCUAUAACGACAAGUUCUACAAAGAUGUACUGGAAGUGGGAGAACUUGCCAAGCUAGCAUACUUCAAUGACAUUGCAGUCGGGGCUGUGUGCUGCAGAGUGGACCACUCCCAGAACCAGAAGAGACUGUACAUCAUGACACUCGGCUGUCUAGCACCCUACCGCAGACUAGGAAUCGGUACAAAGAUGCUGAAUCAUGUGCUAAACAUCUGUGAGAAGGAUGGCACUUUUGACAACAUUUACCUUCACGUGCAGAUCAGCAAUGAGUCGGCCAUUGACUUUUACCAGAAGUUUGGCUUUGAGAUCAUUGAAACAAAAAAGAAUUACUACAAGAGGAUAGAGCCUGCAGAUGCCCAUGUGCUGCAGAAGAGUCUGCGCAGCCCAUGUGCACCCCCCACCGGAGAGCUUCAGAAGGCAGAGUAGGGGCACAGCUUUUGGGAAGAACACAGCUGUGCCCGCCUCCACAGAAACAGAACUGUGACAAAUGCCCCAGGGUCGACACAUUCAACACUUUCUUCAAAGGACGUUAAAAAAAGAGAAAACAAAUUUACAAAAGUACAAAAAUGGCUGCAUUUAUUUUGCAAAGGGGUCCCCUUAAUUUUGCAUAUUUUAUUGCCCCCUUUCCUCAUUCAGAUAAUUGACAAUGACACAAAGCUCAGACUCCAAAAGUGCUCCUAUUUGACAAAGCUGCCAACUUCAGACAGUUUUAGACUCGGUGGAGGGGGAGGGGGGUGGUUUUUGCAAAUCAUACUGUUUGUGUUUGAGUUGUUUUUAUGCGGUUAUAAAGCUAACGGGGACAUAUCUUUACUGUUUUAGCAAAAGAAAACAGUUUAUUUUGAAGCGGGAAAGUCUUUUGACACACUGAGUCCCAGCUGGUAACCAUGGAGUGAUGCUUCGAGUUGUCAUGGUGACAUGUGGAACACUCACAACUCCAUUUCCUGACCACCUGAACCCUGGGACCUAUGGGAAGCGUUUGACCAGUCGGUCUGUCAUGUCCAGGGGGAAAAGCAGAAAAUCUGCCCCCACGGUAUGGGCGUAAGGAAGGUUGAACAGUUUUGAGGUGGUCACUGCUCAUAAAAUCUGAACAGUUUUGUUUUUCAUCCUGUUAAUUUAAUUCCCCUUCAACUGUUUCUGUUUUUUUACAUUGAGAUGGCGAAUGGUUCAGAGGUUCUCCUGGGUUUGGUACGAAGGCAGCAGAUGUUAAAAAAUCAGUUUAUCAGAUGGGUAGAGAUGAGAGAACUCGGCAAAAUAACAUUGUGUAGAAUAAUGUGUUUUUGAGAAGGACACACACCACAAUGUCCAGUGAAGUAACCGAAUAGCCGACAUGUUAGCAGGUUGAUGGUGUGAAUCACAAUUUGCGUUAUUAGCAGUUCUUUAGAGGGUGUGUCUGUCUCUAAACACAUAGACGUACCUUGUUUAACAUGGCAUCCUGAGUGCCCACCUAGUAGGAAUCCAGUCUCAUCAAACUUCCUGCCAAAGUCAGCUUCUGUCAUUACGUAGAUCUUAACUAGAUUUUGAAGAUUGCCUGAUAGCUUGGAGGUUUGUUUAGCAUGGUCUCUCUCACACACAGUAUGCGACCCAGGGGAAGCUCUGAUCUUCUGCAUGCUAGGAGAGUUGUGUCCUCUCCACUGUAGUAUAAGCAUGUUUUUCCUUUCUUUGAAGAAUUUUAUCUUUUCUGGAGCUCUAUAUUGUAAGACUUUUUAACCUCUAAAUAAAGGAAUUACUAUUUGCAUUA
Messenger RNA from Myripristis murdjan (pinecone soldierfish), 2044 nucleotides. It is a transcript of the gene naa50, whose product is annotated as N-alpha-acetyltransferase 50, NatE catalytic subunit. Gene Ontology annotation, biological process: mitotic sister chromatid cohesion. Gene Ontology annotation, molecular function: acyltransferase activity, transferring groups other than amino-acyl groups. The record is from RefSeq and is a predicted model, not a curated record. NCBI's taxonomy places the organism in Eukaryota, Metazoa, Chordata, Actinopteri, Holocentriformes, Holocentridae. Gene Ontology annotation, cellular component: NatA complex. The coding region runs from base 223 to 732 and encodes 169 amino acids. The transcript is spliced from 5 exons.